Klebsormidium nitens is the source of this 2241-nucleotide messenger RNA. The record is from the annotation of a GenBank genome assembly. NCBI's taxonomy places the organism in Eukaryota, Viridiplantae, Streptophyta, Klebsormidiophyceae, Klebsormidiales, Klebsormidiaceae.
AUGGGGUAUGCGUUUCCAGAAGACGCGCUCGUAUACGAGUGCCUUUCUAGCGCUGUCACUGCAGAAGGCGAACGGCCGCGAGGUGAAUCUCUCGACUGCUCAUCGGGCUUACGAUGGAACCUGAGCAACCAAUGUGGGCAGCUUGUCACGGUCAUCGCCGGUGGUGAUGACGUAAUCCAAACGGUUCCGUACUGGACGGACACGCCACGGGAGCCAGCUUCAUGCCGCGAGCAGCUUCCGAAGCAGUAUGCUGAAGACCUGGCAUCGAACCUGGCGGAGGCGCAGUCCCAAACCAUCACCGUCAGCAAGACUAAGAAGAAGGGCCUCUUCUACGUGUUUGCAGACGGCCAGAUCCUGGUUAUUGACGCAGUCGCGGGCGCCAUCGUCAAGACCAUUGCCAACCCCACCGUUCCCUUCCCCAACAAUUGCACGGGGACGCCAAUGGCGGGUUCGUGGGGGGACUCGGUUUUCGCAAACAACCACAUGUUUUCGGCGUCGUACUACAGAAACGCAACCAUCGGUCCUGACGACGGCAUUUAUGUCAUCAACACCCAAACCCAGACUCUGGUGCAGCGAGUUCCCUCUGCAACGCGGCCCGUUCACGUUUUCUACGUGCCAUACUUGGACGAGGUGUGGAGCCACUCCGACGGCACUGCCAACUUUGACGUCAUUGAUGCGCGCAACUACUCCGCGGUGCACGAGGACGUCAUUGCUCACGUCAACAUCAGCGGCCAUGGGAAGCUCGUUUUCAACGCUGCCCUCGACAGCAAGGCCCACGCUUCCAAUGUGAACGAGCCUGGGGCGUUCAUUCUGGACCUCGAGACCAAGGCCUCCAAUGGUCAGCUCAGCUUCGUCAACUUCACCGGGCAGCCGAUUUCGGGCGGCCGAGUUACAAUCUGCCCGGGGACUCACUCGCUGGCUUACUCUAAGGUCAACCGGCACGCCUACUUUGAGUGCACUUCCGUCAGGGACCCCACAAACUCGUCCAACAUUCUGCUAUACCCGGGGGUUGUCGAGAUCGAUACCGACGACGACACCGUCGUGAACCAGCUGCCCUUCACUGGUCAUUUGGCGACCACGCCCGACGAGCAAUUUCUGACCAUCGUGAAUGGCCGGGAGCGGUCCGUCAGAAUCAUCGAAAUCACGCCCAUCGGACAGCCGGACCUCUACUUCACCAUCCCCCUGAAUGAAACCCCGGGGGCCACCCCGGCCUUUUACCCCAUGAGCGACCACUACGUCAUGGCUGUCCCCAUGCUUAACACCAACAAAAUGGCCAUCAUCGACUUUGGGCUCGUCCUUAGGUGCGGCGCCAACUGCACUGACCCGGGGCAAACCGUCAAGUACGUCGAUGUGGGUUACCAAAACCCGCCCGGCAGACCCGGCGCCCUAACCACCUCGCGUAGCGUCGAUGCCGGUCACACCUUCAUCUGCACUCCAGCCAUUUACGACCAGGGGAUUGGUUGCUAUAACCCGAUCAACGACACCUCGAUCUUCAUUGGGGGCGCCGCUAAUCCCAUCCGUAACCCCGCCCGGGUUUACUUUGCUCCGGGAGCUCUGGCCGGCGCACCAGAGAACGUGAAUGCGUUGUUUAAUUGCGCGGAUGCCGCGACUACGCGAGGAAACUACCCGACGCUUGCGCCGGUGGUCAACCAGACCUUGAUCAAGAGCGCUGCGCCGUAGGAUAACCCAGUUCUGUAAGAAACUGUUGGAGGGUAUUGAGAAGUUGGCGUUCGGUUGAGCAGACUGAACUUUUCAGACUUGCCAGAUUGAACAAUUCAGGCCCGUCGCGAUGUUCUUUCGGGACGCUGAUUGGUAGUAGACAUCAUGAUCGUCGGGAAGCAGAGUUGCACGGACCUUUGACUAAUGCGAACCAGUGGCAACAACUCAAAGAACAAAGAAGCGGCUCCAAGCCCCUUUGCCUUGCGUGUUUUCUUGAAAUUGUGUGACUUGUCACCAGCUAUAACGAAGGAUGCUUAGUACAAUCUAGAAAGCCGACGGUCCGAUCAAUGUUACCAUGUUGGGGACAAGGCGAGGAUGAGCCUCUAGACUCGCUGAUGAGAUCUCAUCAGGAGGGGAUCCGACUUUCGUGAGAGGCUGAUGCCGGACCAAAUGCGUCAGUAAGAUAGCUGAUCGUUGGACAAAACGCGACAGAUUCUACUGCUUAAGUUCAGCCCCAUGGAUCUGGCAUGGCUGCUCUUCUUUCAAGUUUCUGAAAGCGUGCUUCCUUUUCUUGCAUAACGU